Fonsecaea nubica is the source of this 675-nucleotide messenger RNA. RefSeq lists its product as hypothetical. The transcript has 2 exons. NCBI's taxonomy places the organism in Eukaryota, Fungi, Ascomycota, Eurotiomycetes, Chaetothyriales, Herpotrichiellaceae. The coding region runs from base 1 to 675 and encodes 224 amino acids. The record is from RefSeq and is a predicted model, not a curated record.
AUGCAGACGCCAUUGAAAAAGCUCAAACUGUACUCCACGGCCGGUGGCCCAAACCCCUACAAAGUCGCCAUCGUCCUCGAGGAGUUGGGACUGCCAUACGAGACGGAGCUUUUGGACGUGACGGACGUGAAGAAGAGGCCCUUUACCGACCUGAACCCCAACGGGCGCGUGCCGGCGCUGACGGACCCGAAUACCAACGACGGGUUGACGCUCUGGGAGUCGGGCGCCAUCAUCCAGUACCUCGUCGAGACGUACGACGCUGCCGGGAAAAUCACGUAUCACUCGUCGCCCGAGAAGUUCCUGCUCACCCAGUGGCUGCACUUCCAGGUGUCGGGCCAGGGCCCCUACUACGGCCAGUGCGCCUGGUUCACGCACUACCACCACGAGACGCUGCCGAGCGCCCAGGACCGCUACCUCAGGGAGGUCGAGCGGGUCAUUGCCGUGCUGGACGGGUGGCUGCGCACGCACCCCUUCCUCGUCGGCGACAAGUGCACCUACGCCGACCUGAGCUUCGUGACCUGGGCCGUCCUCGUGCCGUGGCUGGACAAGGACAAGAAGAUCCCAAUGUCCCGGUACAGUGCGUACAGCGCGUGGCUGGAGAAGCUUGUCGCGAGACCCGCGGUGCGCGGAGUUUUGGAUCUGCUUGAAGAACGGAGGAAGAAGCUUUUGGGGUAG